AUGUCCCUUCCAACGACGUACAACGUGAGGAACAAUAAGGCUGCUCUAGUGGGCAACUGGGUCGAGGAAGACGCUCUCCGUGACAAGACCGGUCACGCCCAUCGAAAGGAGUCUCGGAUCGAGCCGACAUACGAGCGUGUCCUCCUGCAUGACACACCUGCCAAGAUCACUUGCAACAGUCACGCCAGCGAGUUCACGCCACCUCCGUUCGAAACUACACUCCAAGCGAGCCACCGGUACGCCGACUACGCGGCGGAUAAGCCUGGACCUGGACCUCGAAGCUCUCUUCGUGACCAGUACUUAGCUGAGACUGCCCAGCGUCUUCACAGUGAGCAGCGUGCACGCGAACGAGAGGAGCAACAAGUCGAUUGUCACGAAGCAGCACGCACAACGAUAGCGAAGAGUUCGUACUUACCGGUGGACACGUCGGCGCUGGUCAAGGAGCGGAUUCCUCGAGGACGCAACGGUUCUCUGGCUCGUCAAGUGGACCCAACUAUUCAGCAUUUGACGAAGGCGCAGACUGACAGCAUCGACCAAAUGAAACUGGAUCUAGUACAGGGCACGACUGUCACCAGGUACUCGUACGCAGUGACUACGGGGGUCGGCUUGAACUUUGCCACGACUGUCUCGGACGGGAGAAACGCCUUUGGUCGGUCCAGCACAUUCACAAACGAGCUCAACGACCCGACCAAGCGCCACGGAGAAGCUACCGAGCCUGGUGCCAUUCACGACGAAAGAAUUGGCGCCAGUGUGCACCAACGCUCAGCGUUGAGGAGACUGCUGACUCUGCUGAAGGCAGAUCCCGAUACUGCUCGACGUCUUCUCGACACGCUUAGACACGGAUCGGAGGCCAGAGCUGACCAGCCACAACAGGAGGAAGAGCGCGAAUACAUCGAACUGCACGACUUCCGCACGGCGUUCGUAGCCACAGGAGCUGCUCUCCAUGUCAACAGCACCGUUCGCGGGCUGCCGACCAUCUUGACCGACAAAGAAGUGAUCCACAUCUUCAUGUACUUCGACGUGGACAACAUUGGCGCAAUUGAGCUUCGAUCCUUCGAAGAGUUCUGCGGUGACAAGUUCCCCUUCCAACCGACUGCUAAAUGCAACUAG
Phytophthora infestans T30-4 is the source of this 1110-nucleotide messenger RNA. RefSeq lists its product as uncharacterized. The record is from RefSeq and is a predicted model, not a curated record. The transcript has 3 exons. Lineage: Eukaryota; Oomycota; Peronosporomycetes; Peronosporales; Peronosporaceae. The coding region runs from base 1 to 1110 and encodes 369 amino acids.